AAAUACAGAAUGUAAACUCGUAAAACUCAACUCAUCUGUUCUUUAAAAAAUAAACAAAAAUGGAUAAUUCUCAAAAUUUCGUUAAUUGCUGCAUUUGCGGUGUUUCAGAUAAGCCCAUUGCCCCCCUUAAACUUCAAUAUUCUCACCAGAUAUGUGAAUUAUUGCGAAAGAGUGACAUUUUUCUACAAAAUUCACAAAUUUCGAGUUGGAAUAAUUGUGAUCACUGUUUAAAAUUAAUUUCUGAAUUAAAUCUCUUAAUAACCAUGCAAUGCGAAAUCGUGGAACGGAUUAAGAAAAAGAUUGCGAAAGAAGGGAAGACGAAAACCAGUAAUUUAUUCGAAACACCUGAUAUCAAGGAGGAGGAGGAGGAGGAAUACAAAUCCGAGACUGAAUUCGAAUCAUCCGAAUUUUUUUGCAAAAUUGAAGUGGAUCCUGACCCCGAUGAAUCGAUAAGUCACGACAACGACGAGGAGGAGGACACAUUUACUAUACAAACUUUUGACCCUCCAACACCCACUGGGGCCACAAGUUCCGAAGAAUCGGGAAGUCCCGACGAGGACUCCCUUCCUUUUGACCCCCUAUCAUCCCGAACUCCUGCCGGAGAGGCAACAACUUCCUCCAACACCAGCCGCCGUCCAAAAUCUCCCCCCGGACCACGAGUUUGCCCCACGUGUAACAAACUAUUCCGCGGAGGCCAUGCCAAACAACGCCUUCGCCUCCAUAUCGAGCACGUGCACGGAAACGUUCGAAAAUUUGCGUGUCCCUACUGCCCCAAUAAUCUCGCUUUUACCACGAAACAACUCUGGCUUCGUCACCUCCUCCAAAAACAUGAGAUCCUAACCCCCGAAAAAUCCUUGUCGUGCCCCACAUGCCCAAAAAAGUUCGCCAUUUCGCAGCUGCACAAGCGCCACUUAGAAAAUCAUGCGAAACUUGACAUGUUUCCAUUUUUCUGUCCCAUUUGCGACACCCGAUUUAAACGAGAAGGUCAAUUAAAACGUCACACCAUGGGAUCAUGUCCCCUCCUUGAGACGACGAGCAAGGAACAAAAAACGUUUCCGUGUUCUAACUGCGAUGCCAAAUUUUUGCAACCGAUUAAACUGGCGAUUCAUCAAAGAUCACGACAUCCCGAGCUCUUAACGUGGAUUUGCGCCACGUGCGGCUCUCUUCAUUUGACGGAGUCUCAUCUCGCGACACAUUCCCUCCUUCACGAAAAUUCCGAUUCGUAUGGUUGCCUCGUCUGUAAAAGGGGCAUCUUCAACACAAAAGACCACCUGAGUCUGCACCUCUCAAAGAAUCACACCGGCGAAGCAACCAUCCCCUGUGGCGUCCCAGGCUGUCCCGCCCUCUUCCCGAACGUGCCUAGCAAGCUACAACACAUGGGAUCCGCGCACAACGAGGCCGUCUUUCCGUGUACCUCGUGCGCCGAAAAGUUCGUCACUUUAUCCGCGAGAAUUGCGCAUGCCCAAAGCGCCCACAAGGACGCCGGCCUCGAAUCCUUUCCCUGCGAGUGGGACGCGUGUGGGAAAGUGUUUACGACUCGGGCCGCGUUGGGAAGGCACGUGCGCAAGCUGCAUAUGCGGAUUGGGCACAAAAUGUGUGAAAUUUGUGGGAAGGAGUUAACCACGCCGCAAUCUUAUCGGGAUCAUAUGAAGAUUCAUAACGGGGUGAAGGACAUCAUUUGCGAGGUUUGCGGGAGGGGGUUCACGUGUCGGAAGAUUUUAGAGUGUCACAUGGUCACCCACACGGGGGAGAGACCGUUCAAGUGUAAAUUCUGUGAGAAGGCGUAUACGCAGAGACACGUGCUCACAAGCCAUGUGAGGAAGGUGCAUGGGAACGAUUAAAAAUUAGGGCAUAUAUAAGUAGGAAAACCUAAUAUUGGGCGACAUAACAUGCGUCGCAACUCAUUUAAUCAUUUUUUACUCAAAUCCUAAAAACUUCCUGAAAUCUGUCAAAGCUUCGCAAGUUUUUUUUUGCAUUGGCGAAGUAUGCGAACAUUUGUGAUUUGUGAAAAUUUGAGAAAUUUGAGAUUCACCAUGCGUACAUACAUGUAAAUAUGGUGACACGAUUCAGUAUUUCUGCUACAGUGGGUUUUUUUUCAGUUAUAUCUUUCUUAAACAAUAAAUGUGUUAAUUACAUGUAGGAAUGGUUAGAAUCUAUGCAAAAAAUAAAGUUUGAACAAAUUUUAAGUUCAAAAUUAAUUUGCGAACAACUCGUAAUGAAAAAUCGUUAUGCGAAUGUGACAUGUCUGGUAUUAAAUUUCUGUAACCAAAUUAUUACACAAUUAUAUUUCCUUGUACAUAUAUUUACUUAUUUAACUGAUGUUGUUACAAAAUGUGGGUUCAGUAAUGUGCACAUACAUACAUAUCUGUUCAAAAAUUUAGUUUUCAUGCAAAAAAGUCCGUUAUCUCUAUUUUUGA
Messenger RNA from Folsomia candida, 2417 nucleotides. RefSeq names its product zinc finger protein 287. Lineage: Eukaryota; Metazoa; Arthropoda; Collembola; Entomobryomorpha; Isotomidae. Bases 60 to 1841 code for a protein of 593 amino acids. The record is from RefSeq and is a predicted model, not a curated record. The transcript is spliced from 5 exons.